Oppia nitens is the source of this 2586-nucleotide messenger RNA. RefSeq names its product ecotropic viral integration site 5 ortholog-like. The transcript is spliced from 15 exons. NCBI's taxonomy places the organism in Eukaryota, Metazoa, Arthropoda, Arachnida, Sarcoptiformes, Oppiidae. The record is from RefSeq and is a predicted model, not a curated record. The coding region runs from base 70 to 2556 and encodes 828 amino acids.
CAACAACAACAACAACAACAAUAUUAUACCAAUAAAUUUGAUCCCACCAUAAGAUAACCACCAAAAAAAAUGGACGAAUCCGAAGAAAGAGAAACUAUUGUCUUGAAGUACAAACGCGGAAGAGAUAAAUUGUCGGCUCAAGAGAUCAACGAAUGGGAAGACCCGCAAAACGAGAUCUAUCACGUGACCGACCGCUACGGUUUCAUACACGACAGCCGAUUACCCGAAAAAUUAUCCGAUUUUGAAAAUAAAAUCCGGGCUCAAGAAAAUACUCGAUUAACCAAAUGGCUAAAAAUGGUGAAGAAUUGGGAACAAUAUUUUCCAGUAUCUGAUAAACUCAAGUCAAGAGUGUAUAAAGGCAUUCCUAAUGCUCUUCGGGGCGAAGUCUGGGCCAGACUAUUGGAUAUUAGUCGAUUAAAACUGGAACAGGACGGCAAAUAUCAGGAGAUGUUAUCAUACGGUUUGGAUUAUUCUCCAGACGUCCGGCAAAUUGAUUUGGAUGUCAACAGAACUUAUAGAAAUCAUAUUAUGUUUAGAGAGAGAUAUAAUACCAAACAGCAGAUGUUGUUCAAAGUUUUAGUCGCUUACAGUGUUUAUAAUUCAGAAAUUGGUUACUGUCAGGGAAUGUCACAAAUAGCAGCACUUUUACUCAUGUAUAUGGAUGAAGAGGAUGCUUUUUGGUCAUUAUCGGCACUAAUGUCAGAUGAUAAGCAUGCUAUGCACGGAUUUUUUAUCCCCGGCUUUCCAAAGUUGAUACGCUUUGCCCGACAUCACGAUAUGAUUACACAAAAAUUUUUGCCAAAACUGUCAAAACUAUUCAAAAAAUAUGAUAUCGAUUCGACACUUUACACAUUAAAGUGGUUUUUCCAGUGUUUUCUCGAUAGAGUUCCCUUUUCAUUGACUUUACGAUUAUGGGAUUGUUUUCUAUUGGAUGGAGAGAUUAUACUUACGGGAAUGAGCUAUACGUUACUUAAGCUACAUAAGCACACAUUGUUGAGGAAACAAAUGGAAACAUUAAUAGAGUUUUUGCAAAUUGAAUUGGAAAAGGAUUUCGGUUAUCGUGACGAUCAAGCAAUACAAGCAUUACAUCAAUCGGUACAAGAUUUAAGAAAACAUAAUCUCCUGUAUCCGCGUGAAGCGGCCAAACCAUCGGAACUGCCACAGAAACCGUUCGGCUUAAUACUGCCGCCCGAUCGGCGUAACUCAUUCCUCAAUGACGACCAGAGUAUAGCCGGAAGUAUUAUACUGCGACCAACCGAUUCUGUAUCUCUGGCUCAUACAUCCAGAACUAAUAGCGAAGUCGGCAGUGUGUCUGACAUCGAUAUAAAUUCCGAUCAAAUGAAAUUGCAGCGUUCGAUAUCCAUCUACGACAAUGUCGACAUCAAUGAAUCACUGGAAGCGGCCAAACGGCUUAGUAAUGUUGAUUUGUCACCGAAAAUGCCAAAAAAUAGUAGAGAGAGGAGUAGUAGCAGUAAUAGUCGUCCCAGAAGUAGGACAGAGUGGUCGGAAACGUCGAGAACGACAUUGAAAAAUGAAGAAACAUCUGAUGCAAGACAUUCCGUCGGUGAUGAAGAACUGUUGAUGAAAUCGAAAAUAAGUGACAAUUUUGUCAAUAAUAUUGAUGAACAAAACGUAUCAAAUGUUAAGGUUGUGAGCGAAGAUGAAGAUAGUUUACCACAUUUUGUUGAACUAAUUUCCCAAAUAAAUGUAACCAAAAGUGAGAUCAGCUAUGAAAACAAUACGCAGACAUCAUCUGUAAAGUCCACCACCACAUCGUCAUCACCGUAUGAAAUGAGUCCAACAACAAAACAAAGCUAUAAAUCUGAAUCAAUUGAGAAUCAAUCGAUUCAAUCAGUUAAUGGUAGCAUUAUUUCGAAAAAUAGCGAUUAUUAUAGCAAUAAGACCGGAGAAGAAGGAUUGGUAUCAAGAGAAGAGAUGAAUGGUAUAAACAAACUAAUUGGCAGUUCUUUACGCGAAAAUAAUUCAAAUUCUGUUAACUCGUCGUCGACUACGACAUCACUAACAGAAAGUCAGAAAAUUAUGAUCGAAACAACAAAAGACGAGAAAUUAUUGAAAUCUUAUUCAAGUAAUACAAAUAAUACUCAAACGAAUGGAGAAAUCGGUAGCCGAAUGUCGCCGCUGAGGACGCCAUACAAACGUGGAGGAAGUCCUGAUAAGAGAUCGACAACGCCGACGACGACAACAGCGACGGUGACGUCGCCGACAUCGCCGACCAAACCGAGUCUUAUUCCCCGAUAUAUAGCCAGUCCUACUAAUCUGUACCAACAAAAUAAUACUAUCACAUCAUCAUCUUCAGUGAAGACAACAACAACUGUCACAAGAAAUGAAAGCAAUAGUUCGCAAAACAUCAAAAGUCUAUCAUUUGUUAAGCAAAAGUCAUCGACGGAUGAGUCGACAAAAUUAAGAAUAUUUGUGCCAUUCAGUCAUCAUUCGGAUCAACAAAACGAUAAUAAAAUACAAUUAAGAGUCGAUUCGCCGACACAUAAGCUGAAGGCAAAAGAUGGGACAAAAGGUUUGCCACGAGUUGACACUUGAGUUAAUCAUUUCAUUAAUUAUUAUUAUUAU